GACUUGUUUAACCAAAAAUAUUUUACAUCGCAACCAUAAACGCCUUGAACUCUCCAUAACCAUGUCAGACACCCACGAGAUUCCGUUGAAAAUGCCCCAGGAGACGUUUGUGGACGAACCCAAGGAAAUCAGCGACGUUAACAUUCACGACUUGGUUAUUGACAUUGACGGCAAUACAAAAGACAUUAACAAGUUUUUUGCAUGUGAAGCCAUAGCAGUGCUUUUGUACACUUUGGAAGAUAUAAUGAAACUUCAGAGUGACCCAGAAUUGUUUGAGCAGUUUCGAGCUCGACUGUUGCAACAAAGUGAAGUGGACCUCAAGUUGCUCAACCCCAGCGUAGAUUCGCUUGAAUCAGAUAUCAAAGUACGAACAUCUCCAACUCCCAGCCCUCCACCUUCCAAGAUCAUGAAAGUUGAUUCCAGCACCAACAACCACGUCGGAGGAGAUUAUGAUGCAGUUCUUAAGGAAACUACCCCGGACUCACUUGUAGAUUCGACUGACAAUGAGGACAUUGAAGUCAUAGACCUCCAACACUUAAUAGAUACAACUAAUUUGACGUUAUCUAACUAUGUUGACUUCCAGGACGUCAAAUCAGAGAUCACAUACUACCAAGAUCCCAUGGUCAAGAGUCAAAAUAAACUUGUUGUUAAGGUGUUUGACUUGGUAGCCCCACCCAAAUUGUCUAUUGAGCAAUUUCUUCAAAGAAUAAGAACAUAUUCUUCUGCCAUUUCAGUUUCCUGCUACAUCCAUGCUGCCUUCUUGGUGUAUAAAUUGGCAUUUCUUCAUAAGAUAAUCGUGUUGACUCCUUGUAACGUUUACAGGCUUAUAUUGGCUCUGAUUAGGUGUCUGACAAAGAUCCUUGAAGAUAUUUACCAAAAACAAAAGACAUUUGCGACUGUUGGAGGUGUUUCUCAGAAGGAACUCUUCAAAAUCGAAGUAGGGUUCUUGUUCUUAUGUAACUUCCGCUUGGUGGUCAAUGAGGAUAGUUUGAACCACUAUUUAAAGAGUUUUUCUCAAUUACGGACAUUUGUUAAAGAGAAUAUUGAUGACAAGACUUCAUGAUAUCUUCUAUAUACCUUUUAAUGAACAAUUAUUACGCUAGAAGUAUUCUAAGCCAAAAAAUAUGCGAAUUCUGUGGAUCGAACACAGGACCUUCAGAUUAACUGGGACUAAAGUAUAACUUCAGUCUGACGCUCUCCCAACUGAGCUAAAUCCGCAUCACCAAACCCACGCCGGGACUCGAACCCGGAAUCUUUUGAUUAGAAGUCAAAUGCGCUAACCAUUACGCCACGCAGGCA
Molecule: messenger RNA, 1299 nt
Organism: Yamadazyma tenuis ATCC 10573
Lineage: Eukaryota; Fungi; Ascomycota; Pichiomycetes; Serinales; Debaryomycetaceae
Biological process (GO): regulation of cyclin-dependent protein serine/threonine kinase activity
Cellular component (GO): cyclin-dependent protein kinase holoenzyme complex; nucleus
Molecular function (GO): protein kinase binding; cyclin-dependent protein serine/threonine kinase regulator activity
Source: RefSeq, a predicted model, not a curated record